Molecule: messenger RNA, 10743 nt
Organism: Elephantulus edwardii (Cape elephant shrew)
Lineage: Eukaryota; Metazoa; Chordata; Mammalia; Macroscelidea; Macroscelididae
Gene: ZFHX4
Product: zinc finger homeobox 4
Exons: 11
Coding region: 1-10713 (3570 amino acids)
Biological process (GO): regulation of transcription by RNA polymerase II
Cellular component (GO): nucleus
Molecular function (GO): zinc ion binding; RNA polymerase II cis-regulatory region sequence-specific DNA binding; DNA-binding transcription factor activity, RNA polymerase II-specific
Source: RefSeq, a predicted model, not a curated record
AUGGAAACCUGUGACUCCCCUCCUAUCUCAAGGCAGGAAAAUGGGCAGAGCACAUCAAAGCUAUGUGGAACGACACAACUUGAUAAUGAGGUGCCAGAGAAAGUUGCAGGGAUGGAGGCUGACAGGGAAAACAGCCCCACGGAUGACAACCUGAAAACGGAUGAGCGCAAAAGUGAAGUCUUGCUGGGUUUCAGUGUGGAGAAUGCAGCUGCCACUCAGGUCACCUCAGCAAAGGAGAUACCCUGCAACGAAUGUGCCACUUCCUUUCCCAGUUUACAGAAAUACAUGGAACACCACUGCCCUAAUGCCCGCCUUCCCGUCUUGAAGGAUGACAACGAGAGUGAAGUCAGCGAGUUAGAGGACAGUGACGUGGAGAACUUAACCGGGGAGAUUGUUUACCAGCCUGACGGGUCAGCAUAUAUAAUCGAGGACUCCAAAGAAAGUGGGCAGAAUGCACAGACUGGGCCCAGCAGCAAACUCUUUUCCACGGCGAUGUUCCUGGACGCCCUGGCGCCCGCUGGCGAGAAGAGCGAGCAGCCUGCGUCCGCGCCCAUGUCCUUCUACCCACAGAUCAUCAACACUUUUCAUAUCGCUUCAUCCCUCGGGAAACCAUUUACAGCCGAUCAGGCUUUCCCAAAUACCUCAGCACUAGCAGGAGUCGGUCCUGUGUUGCACAGUUUCCGUGUCUACGAUCUCCGACACAAGCGAGAGAAAGACUAUCUCACCAGUGACGGCUCAGCCAAAAACUCCUGUGUGUCCAAAGAUGUCCCCCCCAGUGUGGACCUGUCCAAGUUCGAUGGGUGUGUCAGCGAUGGGAAGCGGAAGCCCGUGCUCAUGUGCUUCCUGUGCAAGCUGUCCUUCGGCUACAUCCGGUCCUUUGUAACCCACGCUGUGCACGACCAUCGGAUGACCCUCAACGACGAGGAGCAGAAGCUCCUCGGCAACAAGUGCGUGUCCGCCAUAAUACAGGGGAUUGGUAAAGACAAAGAACCUCUUAUAAGCUUUCUGGAACCAAAAAAAUCCACUUCUGUGUAUCCCCAUUUUUCUACUACAAACCUCAUAGGACCCGAUCCCACCUUCCGCGGUUUAUGGAGCGCUUUUCAUGUUGAAAACGGUGACUCUUUGCCGGCUGGCUUUGCCUUCCUGAAAGGCAGCGUGAGCGCCCCGAGCUCCGCCGAGCAGCCGCUCGGGGUCACCCCGAUGCCAAAGGCCGAAGUGAAUCUGGGGGGGCUGUCUAGUUUAGUAGUGAACACCCCGAUUACCUCCGUCUCCCUCAGCCACUCAUCGUCGGAAUCGAGCAAGAUGUCAGAGAGCCAAGUUGACCAAGAGAGCAACUGUGAGAGGCCAAAAGAAGGCAGUGCGCUGCACCCCAACGGGGAGUGCCCUGUCAAGAGUGAACCCCCAGAACCGGGAGAGGAGGACGAAGACGACGCCUACUCCAACGAACUCGACGACGAGGAAGUGUUAGGGGAACUCACCGAUAGUAUUGCUAGCAAAGAUUUCCCUCUCUUAAACCAAAGCAUUUCUCCUUUAUCAUCCAGUGUGCUAAAAUUUAUUGAAAAGGGUACCUCGUCCACCUCGGCUGCUGUCUCCGAGGACGCAGAGAAGAAAAAGCAGGCGGCGGCUGCCAGGGCCGGCGGCGCUGCUAAUAACUACAGCAUCGGGGGCAAGGACUUCGCGGAUGCAAUUGCCAGCAAGGACAGUGCCCCAGCUGCUCACCCAAAUGAAACGGCCCGGGGAGACGACGACAGCUCAGCUACUCCUCACCAGCAUGGCUUCACCCCGAGCACCCCCGGCACGCCCGGGCCUGCAGGAGACGGCUCCCCGGGCAGUGGCAUCGAGUGUCCCAAGUGUGACACGGUCCUGGGGUCCUCGAGGUCUCUGGGGGGUCACAUGACCAUGAUGCAUUCCAGGAACUCCUGCAAAACCCUCAAAUGCCCCAAGUGCAACUGGCACUACAAGUAUCAGCAGACCCUGGAGGCCCACAUGAAGGAGAAACACCCGGAGCCGGGAGGCUCCUGCGUUUAUUGCAAGACUGGACAGCCUCACCCCAGGCUCGCCCGGGGAGAGAGCUACACGUGUGGCUAUAAACCCUUCCGCUGCGAGGUUUGUAACUACUCUACCACUACCAAAGGCAACCUCAGUAUUCAUAUGCAGUCAGACAAGCACCUGAACAACGUCCAGAAUCUCCAAAAUGGCAACGGGGAGCAGGUCUUCGGCCACUCCGCCCCAGCCCCCAACCCCAGCCUCAGUGGCUGUGGGACGCCCUCGCCCUCCAAACCCAAACAGAAACCCACCUGGCGCUGCGAGGUGUGUGACUAUGAAACCAACGUGGCCAGGAACCUCCGCAUCCACAUGACCAGCGAGAAGCACAUGCACAACAUGAUGCUCUUGCAGCAGAACAUGAAGCAGAUCCAGCAUAACCUGCACUUGGGCCUGGCGCCGGCCGAGGCGGAACUCUACCAGUACUACCUGGCACAGAACAUAGGCCUGACCGGCAUGAAGCUGGAAAACCCUGCCGACUCUCAGCUGAUGCUCAACCCCUUCCAGCUCGACCCCGCCACAGCAUCUGCGCUGGCACCGGGACUUGUAAAUAAUGAGCUGCCGCCUGAAAUCCGGCUUGCCAGUGGUCAGCUAAUGGGUGAUGACCUGUCCCUCCUUACUGCAGGAGAGCUGUCACCUUAUAUCAGUGACCCAGCGCUGAAGCUAUUCCAGUGUGCUGUUUGCAACAAAUUCACCUCUGACAGCCUGGAGGCCCUAAGUGUGCAUGUGAGCAGUGAACGCGCUCUCCCUGAAGAGGAAUGGAGGGCUGUAAUUGGAGAUAUCUACCAGUGCAAGCUCUGUAACUACAAUACUCAGCUCAAAGCCAACUUCCAGCUCCACUGCAAGACUGAUAAACAUAUGCAGAAAUAUCAACUGGUGGCUCACAUUAAAGAAGGGGGCAAAAGCAAUGAGUGGAGGCUGAAGUGUAUCGCCAUUGGCAACCCCGUUCACCUAAAAUGUAAUGCCUGUGACUACUACACCAACAGUGUGGAUAAAUUACGCUUGCAUACCACCAAUCACAGGCACGAGGCGGCCCUGAAGCUCUACAAGCAUUUGCAGAAGCAAGAGGGCUCAGUGAAUCCGGAAUCCUGCUAUUACUACUGUGCUGUGUGUGAUUAUUCCACCAAGGUCAAGUUGAACCUGGUACAACAUGUCCGUUCGGUGAAGCACCAGCAGACUGAGGGCCUCCGAAAGCUCCAGCUCCACCAGCAGGGCCUGACAUCCGAGGAGGAGAACCUCAGUGAGAUCUUUUUUGUUAAAGACUGCCCACCAAAUGAGCUUGAAACGGCCUCUUUGGGAGCCAGGACCUGUGAUGAUGAUCUUACAGAGCAGCAGUUGCGAUUAACCUCAGAAGAACAAAGUGAAGAGACAGAAGGCACUAUUAAGGCUGCAACAGCUGCUGAAGAUGAUGAGAAAGACACGAAUGAGAGAGACAAUAGCGAAAACAAAAACUCUAAUAAAGACUCUGGAUUAAUCACACCAGAGAAGGAACUAAAAGUCAGUGUGGCCGGGGCAACCCAGCCACCCCUGCUGGCAAAAGAAGAGGAUGUUGCAACGAAAAGGUCAAAACCUACAGAGGACAACAAAUUCUGUCACGAUCAGUUCUAUCAGUGCCCUUACUGUAACUACAAUAGUAGGGACCAGAGUCGUAUCCAGAUGCAUGUCCUGUCUCAGCACUCAGUGCAGCCCGUCAUUUGCUGUCCCCUCUGCCAGGACGUCCUCAGCAACAAAAUGCACCUCCAGCUUCACCUGACACAUUUGCAUAGUGUGUCUCCAGAUUGUGUGGAGAAGUUGCUUAUGACAGUGCCUGUCCCUGAUGUCAUAAUGCCAAACAGUAUGCUCUUGCCAGCAACCACCUCUGAAAAGUUGGAGAGGGACACGCCUGCAGCCAUUGCGACUGAAGGGUCUGGGAAAUAUUCAGGUGAAAGUCCAAUGGAUGACAAAAGUAUGACAAGUCUUGAAGAGUCAAAGGCUAACAUGGAAAUUAAGAGUGAGGAGCAGAAACCAAGUAAAGAAUCCACAGAAGUGUCAGAAUGGAAUAAGAACAGUAGCAAGGAUGUGAAGGUUGCAGAUACACUGCAAGACCAACUCAGUGAACAGCAAAAGAGGCAACCGCUCUCUGUUUCUGACCGCCAUGUUUAUAAGUAUCGCUGUAACCACUGCAGCCUAGCUUUUAAGACUAUGCAGAAGCUUCAGAUACAUUCCCAGUAUCAUGCAAUUCGGGCUGCCACCAUGUGUAAUCUCUGCCAGCGGAGUUUCCGUACAUUCCAGGCUUUAAAAAAACACUUGGAAGCAGGCCACCCUGAACUGAGUGAAGCUGAACUCCAACAGCUGUAUGCUUCUUUGCCUGUGAAUGGUGAACUUUGGGCAGAGAGCGAAACAAUGGCCCAGGACGACCAUACCCUGGAGCAAGAAAUGGAGCGAGAGUAUGAGGUGGACCAUGAAGGGAAGGCAAGUCCUGUUGGAAGUGAUAGUAGCUCUAUUCCAGAUGACACGGGCUCUGAACCAAAGCGGACCUUACCUUUUAGAAAAGGGCCAAAUUUUACAAUGGAAAAAUUCCUUGAUCCAUCUCGCCCAUACAAAUGUACAGUGUGUAAAGAAUCCUUCACCCAAAAGAACAUUCUCUUGGUCCAUUAUAAUUCAGUGUCUCAUCUGCAUAAGUUGAAAAAAGUCUUGCAGGAAGCUUCCAGCCCUGUUCCUCAAGAAACCAACAGCAGCACAGAUAACAAACCCUACAAGUGCAGCAUAUGUAAUGUUGCCUACAGCCAAAGCUCCACAUUGGAAAUCCACAUGAGGUCUGUGCUCCACCAGACAAAGGCCAGAGCUGCAAAGCUGGAGCCCAGCAGCCACGUGGCUAGUGGGCACGGCAUGACCACAAAUGUGAACAGUCCAAGUCAAGGGAUGUUGGAUUCUCUGAGUUUAGCACCAGUGAACAGCAAAGAUACCCACUUAGAUGCCAAAGAAUUAACUAAAAAGCAAACUCCCGAAUUACUCCCGGCUCAGCCUGCCCACCACCCACCACAGUCACCAGCACAAAUUCAGAUGCAACUACAGCACGAGUUACAGCAGCAAGCAGCGUUCUUUCAGCCUCAGUUUCUCAACCCAGCCUUCUUGCCUCACUUUCCUAUGACCCCUGAAGCACUGCUGCAGUUCCAACAGCCUCAGUUUCUCUUUCCAUUCUACAUACCUGGGACCGAGUUCAGCUUGGGGCCAGAUCUGGGUUUGCCAGGCUCUGCCACCUUCGGGAUGCCUGGCAUGACAGGAAUGGCUGGUUCUUUGCUUGAAGAUUUGAAGCAGCAGAUUCAAACCCAACAUCAUGUUGGCCAGACUCAACUUCAGAUACUCCAGCAACAAGCACAACAGUACCAAGCCACACAGCCCCAGCUGCCAUCUCAAAAGCAACAGCAGCAACAACCACAGCAGCAGCAACAACAACCACCACCACAACAGCAACAGCAACAACAGCAGCAACAACAGGCAAGCAAAUUAUUGAAACAAGAGCAGACCAACUUAGUGAGUGCAGACUGCCAAAUACUGAAGGAAAUGCCAUCUUAUAAGGAGGCAGACGAAAAUGCUGAAAAGCAUGAGAAACCAAAGCAAGAACUUACGAGUGAAGGUGAAGGACUUAAGGACAGCAAAGAUACAAAGAAGCAGAAGUCCCAGGAACCAUCCAUCCCACCACCACGAAUUGCCUCAGGGGCGAGAGGAAAUGCCGCCAAAGCGUUACUGGAAAACUUUGGUUUUGAAUUGGUCAUUCAGUACAAUGAAAACAGGCAGAAAGUCCAGAAGAAGACCAAAAGUGGUGAAGGUGAAAACACUGACAAACUGGAAUGUGGAACGUGUGGUAAAUUGUUCUCCAAUGUUCUUAUUUUAAAGAGUCACCAGGAGCACGUCCAUGGGCAGUUUUUUCCCUGUGGAGCACUAGAGAAAUUUGCUCGUCAGUACAGAGAGGCUUAUGACAAGCUUUAUCCAAUUUCUCCGUCUUCACCAGAAACUCCACCCCCACCGCCUCCACCGCCUCCCCUGCCUCCAGCUCCUCCCGUGUCUCUGGACCUUCCUCUCUUUCCGCCCAUCAUGAUGCAGCCUGUGCAGCACCCUGCCCUUCCACCCCAGCUGGCACUGCAGCUGCCCCAGAUGGACACGCUCUCAGCAGAUCUCACUCAACUUUGUCAGCAGCAGCUAGGACUGGAUCCCAACUUCCUGAGACAUUCUCAGUUCAAACGCCCACGAACAAGAAUUACGGAUGACCAGUUAAAAAUCCUGAGGGCGUAUUUUGACAUCAAUAACUCUCCGAGUGAAGAACAGAUCCAGGAAAUGGCUGAAAAAUCUGGCCUCUCUCAGAAAGUUAUCAAGCACUGGUUUCGAAAUACACUCUUCAAGGAAAGACAGAGAAAUAAAGAUUCCCCAUACAACUUCAGUAACCCACCAAUCACGGUUUUGGAAGACAUCAGAAUUGAUCCACAGCCCAGCUCUUUGGAACAUUACAAAUCCGAUGCCUCUUUCAGUAAAAGGUCUUCUAGAACAAGGUUCACAGACUACCAGCUUCGGGUUUUGCAGGACUUUUUUGACACCAACGCUUACCCAAAGGAUGACGAGAUAGAGCAGCUUUCCACCGUUCUCAAUCUACCUACUCGUGUCAUUGUUGUGUGGUUCCAGAAUGCUCGCCAGAAAGCACGGAAAAGUUAUGAGAACCAAGCAGAAACGAAAGAUAAUGAGAAAAGAGAACUCACCAACGAGCGGUACAUUCGAACCAGCAACAUGCAGUACCAGUGUAAAAAGUGCAAUGUGGUUUUCCCCAGGAUUUUUGACUUGAUUACGCAUCAGAAAAAACAGUGUUAUAAGGAUGAAGAUGAUGAUGCCCAAGAUGAAAGCCAAACUGAAGACUCCAUGGAUGCCACUGAUCAAGUGGUGUACAAACAUUGCACAGUGUCCGGGCAAACGGAGGCGGCCAAGAGUGCGGCUCCCCCUGCUCCCAGUUCGGGCUCUGGGACUAGCACCCCUCUGAUUCCUUCACCCAAACCGGAACCUGAGAAGACUUCUCCAAAACCUGAGUAUCCCACAGAAAAACCAAAGCAGAAUGACCCUUCACCCACUUCUCAAGGCACCAAACCAGCCCUGCCAUUAGCAUCAACUUCCUCAGACCCACCACCACCGGCCCCCGCAGCUCAGACCCAGCCCCAGCCACCAAAACAAGCCCAACUUAUUGGAAGACCUCCUUCAGCCUCUCAAACCCCGGUCCCUUCCAGCCCACUGCAGAUUUCUAUGACUUCUCUCCAGAACACUCUACCUCCACAGUUACUCCAAUACCAAUGUGAUCAGUGUACAGUUGCCUUCCCCACUCUGGAACUCUGGCAGGAGCACCAGCACAUGCACUUCCUCGCUGCCCAAAACCAAUUCCUUCACUCUCCAUUUCUGGAAAGGCCUAUGGACAUGCCCUACAUGAUCUUUGACCCCAACAACCCCCUGAUGACCGGACAGCUGCUGAGUGGCUCUCUCACACAGUUGCCCCCUCAGACCAGCUCUGCCCAUGCCACUGCCCCUGCCACAGUGGCUGCUUCCCUUAAAAGGAAACUGGAUGACAAAGAAGAGAACAAUUGCAGUGAGAAGGAGGGAGGGAACAGUGAAGACCAGCAUCGGGAUAAACGCCUGAGGACCACAAUUACACCUGAACAACUGGAAAUCCUCUACGAAAAGUACCUGUUGGAUUCCAACCCUACUAGGAAGAUGCUGGAUCAUAUUGCACGGGAAGUGGGGCUGAAAAAAAGAGUUGUGCAAGUCUGGUUUCAGAACACUCGAGCUCGGGAAAGGAAAGGCCAGUUCCGAGCAGUGGGUCCUGCACAGUCUCAUAAGAGGUGUCCCUUUUGCCGAGCCCUGUUUAAGGCCAAGUCAGCCUUGGAAAGCCACAUUCGCUCUCGGCACUGGAAUGAAGGCAAACAGGCAGGUUACAGCUUGCCACCGAGCCCGUUAAUAUCAACAGAAGAUGGGGGAGAAAGCCCACAGAAAUACAUUUAUUUCGAUUAUCCAUCGUUGCCAUUAACUAAAAUUGAUCUCUCAAGUGAGAAUGAAUUGGCUUCCACAGUGUCAACGCCUGUUAGUAAAACAGCAGAGCUGUCGCCAAAGAAUCUUUUAAGCCCGUCUUCUUUUAAGGCAGAAUGUUCUGAGGAUGUUGAGAAUUUAAACGCUCCCCCCACUGAGGCCGGGUAUGAUCAAAACAAAGCGGAUUUUGAUGAGACAUCUUCAAUUAAUACCGCCAUCAGUGAUGCCACCACAGGAGACGAGGGAAACGCAGAGAUGGAGAGUACCACGGGGAGUUCAGGAGAUGUGAAACAUGCUUUGUCUCCCAAAGAGCCCAAAACACUUGACACUUUGCCUAAAACAGCCACUACGCCCACGGCUGAAGUUUGUGAUGACAAAUUUCUCUUUUCUCUCACGAGCCCCUCACUCCAUUUCAAUGAUAAAGAUGGUGACCAUGACCAAACCUUCUAUAUCACGGAUGACCCCGAUGACAAUGCUGACCGCAGCGAAACAUCAAGCAUCGCUGACCCAAGUUCACCAAAUCCCUUUGGAUCCAGCAAUCCUUUUAAAUCCAAAGGCAAUGAUCGACCGGGCCACAAGCGUUUUAGAACCCAGAUGAGCAACCUUCAACUCAAAGUCCUCAAGGCUUGCUUCAGCGACUACCGAACGCCCACCAUGCAAGAAUGCGAGAUGCUGGGGAAUGAGAUUGGUCUGCCCAAACGUGUGGUACAGGUGUGGUUUCAGAAUGCAAGGGCAAAGGAAAAGAAAUUCAAAAUCAACAUAGGGAAGCCUUUCAUGAUCAACCAGAGCGGAGCAGAGGGCACCAAGCCAGAGUGUACUCUCUGCGGGGUGAAGUACUCUGCCCGCCUGUCCAUCAGAGAUCAUAUUUUCUCCAAACAGCACAUUUCCAAAGUGAGGGAGACAGUAGGAAGUCAGCUUGAUCGGGAGAAAGAUUACUUGGCUCCAACCACGGUCCGACAGCUGAUGGCGCAGCAAGAACUUGAUCGUAUAAAGAAAGCUUCAGAUGUGCUGGGCUUAUCAGUCCAGCAGCCAAGCAUGAUGGACAGCAGCUCCCUCCAUGGCAUCAGUCUGCCCGCAGCCUACCCAGGACUCCCCGGCCUUCCUCCAGUCCUCCUCCCUGGAAUGAAUGGUCCAUCCUCUUUGCCUGGAUUUCCACAAAAUUCAAACUCCUUGACAUCUCCCGGUGCAGGCAUGCUUGGGUUUCCUACUUCAGCUACUUCGUCUCCUGCCCUGUCUCUCAGCAGUGCCCCCACCAAACCUUUGCUGCAGACUCCACCACCUCCACCACCACCUCCUCCUCCUUCAUCCUCUCUGUCAGGACAGCAGACCGAGCCACCGAACAAAGAAUCCGAGAAAAAGCAAAGUAAGCCAAACAAGGUCAAAAAAAUAAAAGAGGAGGAAUUAGAGGCCACCAAACCCGAAAAGCACCCAAAAAAAGAGGAAAAAAUCUCAUCUGCUCUUUCAGUGUUGGGUAAAGUCGUAGGCGAAACGCAUGUCGAUCCUACUCAGUUGCAGGCAUUACAGAACGCAAUCGCUGGUGACCCAGCUUCUUUUAUAGGCGGACAGUUCUUGCCAUAUUUUAUCCCUGGGUUUGCUUCGUAUUUUACACCUCAGCUCCCUGGAACAGUGCAAGGAGGAUACCUCCCACCUGUCUGUGGCAUGGAGAGCCUUUUUCCGUAUGGCCCGACAAUGCCACAGACCUUAGCAGGGCUGUCCCCUGGUGCACUGUUACAGCAGUACCAACAGUAUCAGCAGAGCCUGCAGGACUCCCUGCAAAAGCAGCAAAAGCAACAGCAAGAACAGCAGCAGAAACCAGUUCAGGCUAAGACAUCCAAAGUAGAAAAUGACCAGCCACAGAAUGCCAACGAUGCUUCAGAAACGAAGGAAGACAAAAGUACUGCUACAGAAAGCACAAAAGAAGAGCCCCAGUUAGAACCCAAAAGUGCAGACUUUUCAGACACUUACGUUGUUCCAUUCGUCAAGUAUGAGUUUAUAUGCAGAAAGUGCCAGAUGAUGUUUACUGAUGAAGACACCGCAGUAAAUCAUCAAAAGUCCUUCUGUUAUUUCGGUCAGCCUUUGAUUGGCCCACAAGAGACAGUGCUUCGUGUCCCAGUCAGCAAAUAUCAGUGUCUUGCCUGUGAUGUGGCUAUCAGUGGAAAUGAAGCACUUAGCCAACACCUCCAGUCAAGCUUGCACAAAGAGAAAACAAUCAAACAAGCAAUGAGAAAUGCCAAAGAGCAUGUUAGAUUAUUACCUCACUCAGUCUGCUCCCCUAAUCCUAACACCACAUCUACCUCACAGUCUGCAGCUUCUUCUAAUAACACCUAUCCUCAUCUUUCUUGCUUCUCCAUGAAGUCCUGGCCUAAUAUCCUUUUCCAAGCAUCUGCCAGGAGAGCUGCUUCUUCCCCUUCUUCUCCUCCUUCCCUAUCCUUGCCUUCAACGGUUACCUCAAGUUUGUGCAGCACCUCAGGGGUUCAAACCUCACUACCCACAGAAAGUUGUUCAGAUGAGUCUGACAGUGAGCUGAGCCAGAAGCUAGAAGACUUAGAUAAUUCUUUGGAAGUGAAAGCUAAGCCUGCUUCUGGCCUAGAUGGUAAUUUCAAUAGCAUCCGAAUGGAUAUGUUCAGCGUGUAGGAGUGAAGACAGGAUCCCGUGCUUAAAAAA